AUGGCUUCCUGCCGCAUCCCGGCCCUACGGCACCUAGUCACCACCUCGGGACGCGCCUUCCGCGCCUCGAACCAGCGCCGCUGGGCGCAGGUCCAUGAUGCCCGCUUCCUCGCCACGACCCAGCAGCCCCGCGCCGUCGUCGAAAAGUACCGCGCCAAGCUCGAGCGCAAGGCCCAGCAGGAGGGCGUCUCCAACAUUGACGAGCUCAAGGCCGCCUACGCCGACAAGAUCCAGGAGCAGAAGAAGAAGGACGCCCUCUCGGUGCCGGGGCUAGACCACCUCCUCAAUGACGAGCCCGCUCCCACGGCGAUACCGACGACGGCGACGGCAACGAGCGAGACAGACACCCAGACCCAGACAAAACAAACGGCCACCCCGAUCCCCGGGUCCUCCUCCUCCUCGGGCAACGGCGUCAAACCCCUCCAUGAGAUCCUCGACCUUCCCAAAGUGCGCGAGCUGCCCGACAAGGAACUCACCGCCAUCUGGCGCCUCCGCCACGCCUCGGACCCAACCUCCCUCUGCGCCGUGAUCCCCGCCACGACCUACGCGCAAAUGGAAUCCCUCGCCCGCCAGAACCCCCAAUUCAUCCUCCCCGUCCCGCACGAGUCCCAGGGCGCCGAGAUCCACUUUCUGCAGUGGGUCUUUGACGCCGCCUCCCUCACCGCGACCGUCAUGUUUACGCAGCUGGCCGAGUUCAAGGCGCGCGGCGAGUACGCGCAGCCGCACACGACUAUUACGCACCACACGGACCUGGCAGCCGAGAGGGGCCUCGUGCUGAUGCAGGGCAAGUGCCUUGAGGACCGCGGGGUCAAGACGUCGCACGCGCAGUGGCUCGUUCUCUGCCUGCAGCGGUUCUACGGCGAGGCUGAAGGCAAAGAGAGAGCGGAGGAGAGAAGGAAGCUGCUCGAGUGGUUCCGGCUGGGCGACGAGAGGUUUAGCGUCGAGAAGCUCAUGGAGGAGGCGGAGCGGAUUAGCUGA
Colletotrichum orchidophilum is the source of this 978-nucleotide messenger RNA. RefSeq names its product ATP11 protein. The coding region runs from base 1 to 978 and encodes 325 amino acids. The record is from RefSeq and is a predicted model, not a curated record. The transcript has a single exon. Gene Ontology annotation, cellular component: mitochondrion. Lineage: Eukaryota; Fungi; Ascomycota; Sordariomycetes; Glomerellales; Glomerellaceae. Gene Ontology annotation, biological process: mitochondrial proton-transporting ATP synthase complex assembly.